UUUGAUAUUUACUUUGUUUUUGUAGUACGAAAUAGCUUUAUUAAUACAUUAAUAAAUUACAAUAAUGAGUUCUUAGUGUGACAAAACGUGAACUUUAGUGUGAUUUUUUAUUUUACUUUCUUUCGACAUUGAAAUGUUUAACCCUGAUAUUAACGAUUACCAGCUGACUUCGAUAAUAGCGGAAUGCUGUGGGGGUGUUGCAGUAGUGUAUUCAGCUGUUUACAAACCGUACAACCAAAAUGUGGCUAUUAAAAGAUACUUUGUUGAUAAAGAUAAGGAAAAAGCCAGUUUAAUACAGCAAGAUAUUCUGACACGGAAGGAACUGCAACAUCCAAAUAUUUUACCAUAUCUUACAUCAUUUGUAUAUGGUCCAGAGCUGUAUGUGGUAUCUCCGUUGAUGAAUCUCGGAUCUUGUAGAGACAUAUUGGACCGACACUUCCAGGAGGGCCUACCGGAGCUGGCUUGUGCUAUUAUAUUAAGAGAUGUGUUAUUAGCAUUACAAUAUUUACACAAACAAUUUUAUAUACAUAGAGGUGUCAGAGCGAGUCAUGUUUUAUUAGAUAUAAAUGGCACGGUCCGGUUGUCCGGCCUACGUAGUGCGGCGUCCAUGAUGGUGCGCGGGAGGAGACAGAGGCAGUUGCACAGCUUACCCCCUCCGGACCAUGACAAUGCUAAUCUAAUGUGGCUGAGUCCAGAACUUUUGGAGCAGAAUCUCAAAGGCUACGAUGAACAAUCUGAUAUAUAUUCACUGGGCGUAUUCUGCUGCGAACUUGCAAACGGGGCAGUUCCAUUCGCAGAGGUGCCGACCACGCUCAUGUUCACGGAGAAAGUGAGAGGGAGCAGGCCUCAGUUGCUCGACUGCUCAUCUUUCCCUGAACCCCUGGAUGACGGUGAGAUGAAGAGCAUGUACAACACGGACAGCGGCGUGGGCGACAGCGCGGAGGGCGUGUCCCGCCUGCGCGCCGCCUACGCGCGCCGCAAGCUGUCCGACGCCUUCCACCACCUCAGCGACCAGCUGCUGCAGCGAGAUCCGGAGAAACGGCCUUCAGCAACACAGCUGUUGAACCAUCCCUUUUUCAAGCAAAUCCGAAGAACCGACUUCUUGCCCAGCCUCAUCGGACGAGUCAAACCAAUUAAACCUGAUCCUGAUGACAUAUCAGCCCUGCUACUGCAAGAGAAGAUAUCAGAAAUGGAAAUCGAGAAAUCGACGGAGUGGGAUUUCUAGUAUUUACCAAACCACCAAGCACAAGUGUACAAUGCACAGUUAUGCCAAAAUUAUACCAAAUAUGUUUGCUGAGUGUUUCAACAGUCGGUACGAAAUGUAAAAGUUCACAAAACUCAUCAUUUAAAAUCAAUCUAAGUGAAAAGAUGUGCGAUAGUGACAACAGUUUCCACAUCUAAAGGUGUGUGCGUAACGCACACCACAGUACUCUGCGUCUACGCACCCGAGGUCACGUUGCGUGGAAUUUUAUACCAUAUAAUAAAAUUGUCGUCAAAAACUUUGUCCCAUAUACUAUUCCUUAGUAACAAUGUUUAGAAAAUUUGAGGUUAUAAUUGUUUAAAUUUUUCACACCAAUAUAUAACGAACAUGGAAUUGACAGAAAGCAAUAGUAAAAAACAGAUGCCUUAAUAUAAAUAUCUUUAUAUCGCGUUAGUUAAGCCGUAUAUAUAUUAUAUUAAAAUAAAUUAGAAAAAUUUCGUUAUUAGUCUGAUAUCGAGAAGAGUUUGCAUUUUGAUAUUCACAGGACAGACAAUUAGAAAUAGUUUCCAACGGUUAAUUAGUAAGUACUAGGCGUAUGAAUUUUAAUGCUUCAAUAACUUUACUAAAUUAAGUAUGUGUAAAAUAUCUUAAGUCAUUCAUUUGACCAUUUUGUCAUACCAGUAUUUUAUAAGAAUUAUUUAUACAAACCAAUGUUAUAUCUUCGCUCUUCGAUGUGAACAAAAUGUAAGCGAAGGUUGACCCGACUUUUCUCAACAAAUUACACAUGUAUCCUGCGACUAUAAUUAUAUUUUUGACUUAUAUCAAAUUGUAUAUAUGUUUGUUACAAGCCAAAAAUACUAUAUGUCAUCAAUUCUUAAAUAUAUAUGUAAAUGGUUAAAGCUUUUUUGUAAACAAUAACACAACAAUAUGCUACUGGUGCUACAAUUUUAUUAUUUUUUUUUUUUUUGUUGUAAAAUUAUGUUUUCAUGAGCGUUGCAAGGUGGACUAUGGUAAAGCUCUAAGAGCAUGCUAUUCAACCCUUUGAAAAAAGGUUAUAUAACAUUGUUCUAUAUAUAAAUAUGCAAAGACCCAAGGGAGAACAUUAUUAUUUUAAAAUAUUUUGGAAAUAAAGAAUAAAAAACGGCCGAAUCAUUCAAAUAUAAUCCCAGUCAAGUUAGUCACAACGUGCUAAUCUCGCAAAAAUUCCCGUCAGCAAUUUUUAAUCGACUUCAAAAAGGAGGCUACAAAUCAUUUGUAUAUGUUUUAUGUUUGUAACCUCAGAAUUCCGUCAUUUAUAAAACUAUUUAGAGAAAUGUUUUUGUUUGAGUUUUUAUUUUCAUUUGGUGCCAUUACAAUUUGAAGGAUACCAACUAAGUGGUACCACUGCCCAUAGACAUGGGCACUAAAAAUUAAUAACAAUUCCCUACAUCGCCAACGACGUUGGAUGAGCUCACUCACUCUUCAAACAGGAGCAAAAGAAUAGUGAGUUUUGGUAUUAGUAUGUGUGAUAAGUGUGUGGUACCUUCCCUGAUGAACUUGCACCACCACCGAAUAUAUAGUUAAUAAUGCAGAAGAUAAUGUAUAGAUGUGGGUAAAAAAUAUUUGAAAAUAGCCGAGAUAUUGAGCAAUUUCCCCCUUUAGUCAAGAUUGCGCCUAACGCAUAGUAAACCCCCUUAAAAUUUGAGCAAUAAAAUUGCUGACGGAAACUUUGCCAGGUCAUUUAUUAAUUUGACUGGGCUAUAUAAAUGUUUUCCUCGAAUUUGCAAUAUUUUUAAACACUAUGUAACCACUAGUAAAUUUUAAAAGUUUAUAAUUUGGGUAUACAUCUUGCUCCAGUCAAAAUUUUAAAAAUAUUUCUUUACUAGGGUUUGAUAGACGCCAUUUCGAGAAUUGUGUAGUUAUAAAUUUUCAUAAAAAAGCGGUAUCGUUUGUCCCCUGUAGUCUAUUUUUCAUAUUUUUUGGAAUUGUUUUAGAUUGAAUUAAAAUUUAUGUCCCUUAGUUUUUAAUAUAAAGAAAUAUUGGGCUCGAAGAAGUUUUUCAGACCAUAAUAUACAUAUUUACCAUUUUUUUAUAUACAUUUUUUUAAACUAAACUGAAUUACUAAAAAGGAAAAACGUACAAAUUAUAAGAUGUAUUGAAUCUAAUGAGAGCAACAUUGUCUAAUUUUGUAAAAUAUUUAGAGGGUUGAAAACGUUCUUGCCAAACAAAACAAAAACUUGUAAAACUAUUUUUUUAAAAGGAAAUGUAAGUAUUUUUGUCCAAGACUCAACAACUCUUGUAUCACUCGAGACGGGUCUUUGAAAAUACCUACUUGCACUUAAAUUAUCUUAAAACGGGCACGGAUGCCAUUCUAGCAACGCUCGUGGCUUUAAUUCAAAUAACGUUAUGUGUCGAAGUAUAAU
This is a messenger RNA of Vanessa atalanta (red admiral), 3603 nucleotides long. It is a transcript of the gene Stlk, whose product is annotated as STE20-related kinase adapter protein alpha. Gene Ontology annotation, molecular function: ATP binding; protein serine/threonine kinase activator activity; protein kinase activity. The record is from RefSeq and is a predicted model, not a curated record. NCBI's taxonomy places the organism in Eukaryota, Metazoa, Arthropoda, Insecta, Lepidoptera, Nymphalidae. The transcript is spliced from 7 exons. Gene Ontology annotation, biological process: protein phosphorylation. Bases 134 to 1225 code for a protein of 363 amino acids.